UUAUCAGCUUUUAUAGGCUGAUUAUUAAGAUUCAUGACUGAAAACUGCUCCUGCAGCUAGAAAUGUGGAAAUCUGAGAUAACUUUCCAUGACACACACGCACACACAUGCACGCAUACACACACACACACACACACACACACACACACACACACACACACCUGGUCAGUUCUCAGCUCUGCAUACAAAGAGUAAAGAAACGUCACCUGUGGCAGCUGCAGCACAAACUUAACUCACAGCAGCUAUUAUAUCCUCCGUCCUAUGAAUGAAUGAUGACACACACACACACACACACACACACACACACACACACACACACACACACACACACACACCUGUCCAGUCUCAGGUGCUGAAUAAUGAAUCAGCCUGAUCACAUGGUGUCAGCUCUGCAGCAUUAACGCUGUCGUCUCCUCUCGUCUCCUGUCGUCUCCUGUCGUCUCUGUCUCCCUGCAGGUCUGCAGAGGACGAGGACUCAGACCUUCUUCAGGAAAACACACAGCCAAGUCCGUGUCCUCCGUCUGGAUCUGUGGCUCAAACGUAAAGGAUGAGGAGAGCGAUGAUGAGAGGAUGAUCGAGGGAGUCACAGAGAGAAGUUAAGAGUCAAAAACACAUCAACAGUCCUCCUUAUUCAACAGGUGCGGCGAUGGCGGCGUGGCUGAGCCGGCUGUCUCUGGGCGACGCCUGGUACAGCAUGUACUCCCGCCUGCUGCGGACCAAACCCGUGGGCUCCAUGGCUCACAGCACCGACGACCUCACCGAGCUCGGGGAGGGGGCGGCGGUCGGGCUCGCCAAAGUCCUGACCACCGUGGACCUGGUGUCGCUCGGAGUGGGCAGCUGCGUCGGCACGGGGAUGUACGUGGUCGCCGGUUUGGUCGCCAAGGCAAUGGCUGGACCAGGAGUCAUCCUGUCUUUCAUUAUCGCAGCAUUGGCGUCCAUACUGUCAGGUGUGUGUUACGCAGAGUUCGGUGUCCGGGUCCCGAAGACGACCGGCUCGGCCUACACCUACAGCUACGUGACAGUCGGGGAGUUUGUGGCGUUUUUCAUCGGCUGGAAUCUGAUCCUGGAGUACCUGAUCGGCACGGCGGCGGGGGCGUCGGCCCUCAGCAGCAUGUUCGACUCUCUGGCCAAUCACAGCAUCAGCAACUACAUGAUGACGCACCUGGGCACGCUGCGAGGACUCGGUAAAGGUGAGGACACGUACCCGGACCUGCUGGCCCUGUUCAUCGCCCUGCUGGUCACAGUCAUCAUCGCUCUCGGUGUGCGCAACUCCGUUGGCUUCAACAAUGUCCUCAACGUGGUCAACCUGGUGGUCUGGGUCUUCAUGAUCAUCGCCGGACUCUUCUUCCUGUCCGCCAGCAACUGGGAGGGCGGCCAGUUCCUGCCCUACGGCUGGUCGGGGGUGAUGCAGGGUGCUGCGACUUGCUUCUACGCUUUCAUCGGCUUCGACAUCAUCGCGACGACGGGAGAGGAGGCGAAGAACCCAAACACCUCCAUCCCGUACGCCAUCACCGCCUCACUGGUCACCUGCCUCACUGCAUACGUGUCGGUGAGUGUGAUCCUGACUCUGAUGGUUCCCUACAACCUGAUCGAUGGCUCGGCUCCUCUCAUGGAGAUGUUCGCGGUGCACGGCUUCCUGUGGGGGAAAUACACCGUGGCAGUCGGCUCCAUCGCCGGACUCACCGUCUCUCUGCUGGGCUCCUUGUUCCCGAUGCCCAGAGUCAUCUACGCCAUGUCCCGGGAUGGCCUGCUGUUCAGGUUUUUGUCUCACGUGUCUGCGGUCACACACACUCCCACGGUGGCGUGCGUGGUGUCGGGGAGCUUCGCGGCCCUCCUGGCUCUGCUGGUGAGCCUUCGGGACCUGAUCGAGAUGAUGUCCAUCGGCACGCUGCUGGCGUACACUCUGGUCAGCGUGUGCGUGCUCUUACUGCGCUACCAGCCGGACGACCAGACCGACGCGCACCAGUACGACGCUGAGGAGGACGUGCCCGGCCUGAAGCUCCAGGACGACGUCGCCGUUCCCACCAAAGACGACCAGAUGCUAAUCGGAGACCCAGAUGGCGACGGAUCAGCGUCUUACCACGCGGGCGGGGCUGAGGGCGAGGGGGGCGACUCUGAGUUCCACACAGGCCCCGCCUCACUGCUGAAAAGGCUUCUGGGAGGUCAUUACUACACCCUGCGGCUGCGGCUGGGAAUGCCCGAAGCGUCGGCCCGGCCCACCCCCGCCACCGGCCGUAUCGUGACCCGGUGCACCCUCCUCUUCUUCUUCACGUCCUUCUUCCUCUGGUCCACGGUUUUGUUCGGCGUGGAGCAGGGAAGCGGCGCCGGGGCCGUGUUUUCAGGCCUCAUGGCCACGCUGAUGGCGGGCUCCUUGGCGAAGCUUUUAAUCAUGAUCCUACAGCAGCCAGAGAGCGGGAGGAAGCUGCCCUACAUGGCGCCCUGCGUGCCCUUUGUCCCCGCGGCGGCCAUAUUGGUCAACAGCUACCUCAUGCUUAAACUGUCGUCCCUCACCUGGGCCAGGUUCACCGUGUGGUGCCUCGUCGGUUUGUUGAUCUACGGUUGUUACGGAGUGUGGCACAGCACGCUGGAGCUGGACGCCCGGGAGCAGCAGGCGCACGCCAGCUCCUACCAGCGCUACGAUGACCACCUCGACGACGACACCUUCUCCCCCGACGACAGCCUUUACCCCGAGGAGAAGGACGACAGGCCGUACCAGGGCUGGUCCGCCCCGGAGGAGAGGGGAUACCAUCAGCAGCGGGAGUAUCAGCGUGAUGGAGAGCCGCAUCAGAGCCAGUACGAGGACGAUGGUGACCAGUACGGAUACCAGUCUGGACCGGGAGGCCAGUCUGCGAGCAGAGGCAGAGGAAGGACCAAUCAUGGCUUUGAUGCAGGUGAAGAGGACGACUGAGCGGAGGAUGCUUCCGAAAUUAUCAUCCACCGAACAAAACUUUGGAAGUGCCGUCUAAACGAGAUCCAAAAUCACACCGCAGGAUUUUAUUUCAAUAUUUUCCGCUGAAUUCCUCAUCUGUCCGCUCCGUGUAAACCCGGUCCGGAUAUCAGAGGAGGAGGUACACGAGGACACGAUGGACGCCUCCCAUCACAGAUGUCUCACCGCGUCAAAGCUGCCGCAGCUGCAAGAGCUUCAGCUGAUUUUCGUGUCUUUAUUGUAACGGUGAAUCUCCUCCAGCAUCCGUCCUGGUUUUUACCUUCAGCCUUCAGCGUAAAAAACAGCGUAAACCUUCCCUCCAAAAAAGCGAAGAUCUAGUGCUCCUCAUCUUCCUCUAAAGUUUUAAACACUGCGCUUUAAAUCAGUGGUUACCCACAAAUCCAUGGCACAAUUAUGCUGCGUUCAGACCGACUUUAAACGCUUUCUACCUGCAAAAAGUUGGAAAAUCCUUCCGUUAGAGUAUCGCACACCUCGAUCAGCUCUUUAAUGAACAGAUCUACUCCUCCAAAUGGAUUUCUUGGAUCUGAUUUCAUCGUCUUAUGGGUCCAUGAAAUAACAGACCUCCGAUAGUGUUUUUGACGUGAAUAUCUUCUUACAGACAGAUUGCUUAAAGAUCAAUAUUAACCCUUUAAAACCUGGACCUUGUACUGCAAUCAGAUGCCUUCCGCAGGCAUUCAAACCUUUGAAACAAAUUGGUUUGGUUUGUCCCACAAACUGCAAGAAAUUUGAGAUUAGAGAUUAGAUUUGCAAAGUUAUUAUUAAGCAUUUUUUGGGUAAUUUUAACUUUUUUUUGCUUUUUUUUUCCUGAUAACU
Molecule: messenger RNA, 3759 nt
Organism: Plectropomus leopardus (leopard coralgrouper)
Lineage: Eukaryota; Metazoa; Chordata; Actinopteri; Perciformes; Serranidae
Source: RefSeq, a predicted model, not a curated record